Molecule: messenger RNA, 879 nt
Organism: Zychaea mexicana
Lineage: Eukaryota; Fungi; Mucoromycota; Mucoromycetes; Mucorales; Lichtheimiaceae
Product: 1-methyladenosine methyltransferase catalytic subunit Gcd14
Exons: 3
Coding region: 1-879 (292 amino acids)
Biological process (GO): tRNA methylation
Cellular component (GO): tRNA (m1A) methyltransferase complex; nucleus
Source: RefSeq, a predicted model, not a curated record
AUGAUAUCGACGACCCAAAGAGGAUUCAUCUACUUGUUACAUCCAACUCCUGAACUCUGGACGCUGUGUCUCCCCCAUCGAACACAGAUCUUGUACAUUGCCGAUAUUUCGUUUAUUUCUACAUACCUGGACAUGAAGCCCGGCUCGCAUGUCAUUGAAUCAGGCACGGGCAGUGGAUCUUUCUCACACUCAAUUGCACGCACAAUUGCACCUACUGGCAAAUUAUACACCUUUGAAUACCACGCCGAACGUACAGCUGUAGCAGCUAAAGAGUUCACUGACCAUGGACUUGGCGAGAUUGUCCAGAUCCAACAACGCGAUGUUUGCAAAGACGGAUUCGGUAUGACCAACGCAGUGAACGCCGUGUUUUUGGAUCUACCCGCACCAUGGGAAGCUAUUGCCUCAGCCAAGGCUUCAUUCCUGCAGCAUCGAACAGGAAAAAUCUGUACAUUCAGUCCAUGUAUCGAACAAGUAGCCAAAUCUGUAGAGGCACUGAACGAAAACGGAUUUGUUGAGAUCACAAUGUACGAAUGUUUGGUUCGAAGUCACGACGUAAGCCCAAUCAAGAAAGUUGACUUUGCAGAAGCAAUUCAAGCAGCACGACGGAAACGACUAAAUAGUAGAAAGCGACCGCUGGAAGAUGGAGAAGAAGGAGCUUCUGAAAAGGUGUCAGAAAUCGAAUUAUCAGAGACAAUUUCGACCAUGUUGGUAUCGAAGACGCCAGUUGAUACGCGUGGUCAUACCAGCUAUUUGACGUUUGCCACGUUCUUACCUGCCAUUGAAAACAAUGUUGAGCCUUCCGGUGCAGAUGAUUUGAUGGAAACGGUCGUUGUUGAAACCAAGGAUGAAGAAAUGGUCGACAGCGAGGAAAAAGUUUAA